Myotis lucifugus (little brown bat) is the source of this 945-nucleotide messenger RNA. RefSeq names its product serglycin-like. The record is from RefSeq and is a predicted model, not a curated record. NCBI's taxonomy places the organism in Eukaryota, Metazoa, Chordata, Mammalia, Chiroptera, Vespertilionidae. Bases 15 to 257 code for a protein of 80 amino acids. The transcript has a single exon.
UGUCUUACUUCAGAAUGAUGAGAUUCCAGAACUUGAAUGAUGUCUUCCCUCUUUCUGAGGACGAUUCUGGAUCAGGCUCUGGCUCCGGCUCCGGAUCUGGAAGUGGCUCUGGAGAUGGCUUCCUCACUGGAACGGAGAGUGAAUACCAACCAUCAUUUGUAGAUACAAAUGAUGCUUUUUAUUACAACUUUAAGCCUGUGCCCACAGAUGACCAGGACUUGGGUCAAGAUGGACCGGAAGAGAAUUUUAUUAUGUAGAAGAGAGGGUUUCCCACCUUGCUACCAGCCAAUGCAUUCAGAAUAUUUUGUGUCUCACAGUUAAAUGAUUAAUUUUGGGACAAAAAGUUUUAUAGAAAUUUUAAAACAUCUGAAAAAGAAGUUUGUUUUAUCAACUUUUUUUCUCAUGAAUUAUUAAAUACUCCUUUACCUAUUACUAUUGUCCUAGAAAAUAUUUGCACUUUCUUUAUAUCAUAUUCAAUCAAUAUUGCUAUGAAUUUUUCUAGAUUCCCCAUGUCUAUAAAAUGGCUUUACAGAAUAAAUUAUACUGUUUUUCUUUUUUAAAAUGAAUUUGAGAAGCAAAUUGACAGGCAAUAUUUCAUACCUAAGUCUUCAGGAACCUGACUUUGAUUGUGAAUUAUAGAUAUGCCCUUUUUUAAAGUGAAAAAACAAACAAACCAACAACAAACAGAUGAAACACAGUGAAUUAUAGAGUGGGUAUUUGACAUGUUUUACAGUGUAAAGUGUGCAGCUCUAGUAUUACCAUUGGAUGUGUUUGCAGAGCUACUGGACAUGGAGUGUUUAGAUAUAUGAUUGCUAUUUCAAUUACAAACUUAAGACCCAAAGUAAAGCACAGUUGUGCUCUCCAUACCUCAUACUGCUUUACCUUUUUUCCUGGAUAUCUGUGUAUUUUCAAAUGUUGUUCUAUUAAAGCAGAAGUAUAAUCAAA